AUGGACUUUGUCUUUGGGUUUCCCAAAGACAGUCACAAGAAUACUGUUAUUCUUGUGUUUGUUGAUCGGUUCAGCAAGAUGGUACAUCUUGUUGCUUUACCAGAGUCAACCACAGCCCAGGGCUGUGCUCGUGUCUUCAUCGAUACUAUCUUUCGACUUCACGGGUUAACCCGUGAGAUCGUGUCUGAUAGAGACCCCCGCUUUACGGCGGAGUUCUAUGAAUCCGUGUUCCGUUCACUUGAAACAGGUUUGAAGUCACUUGGAACAGGUUUGGAGAUGUCAGCUUCUAACCAUCCAGAAACCGAUAGUCAAACGGAACGCGACAACCGCGUCCUCGGAGAGAUACUUCGAGGUUAUGCACACUCGUUUACGAGCUGGAGUGAGUUCUUGCCGAUGGUGGAAUUCGCCAUCAACAACCCGGUGCACGCGUCGAAAACGCCUACACCGUUCUUCGUGAAUGGCCUACGCCAUCCACGUUUACCCGCCUUCUCAAAGUGUGACUCUAGUUUAACGAGGGGGGCGGACUCGCUCGAACAAAAACCGAUCUGGUUCUUGCUCAUCACCCGUCGACAAUGGUGUCGACGCGAUGGAUGCUGA
Peronospora matthiolae is the source of this 597-nucleotide messenger RNA. Lineage: Eukaryota; Oomycota; Peronosporomycetes; Peronosporales; Peronosporaceae. The record is from the annotation of a GenBank genome assembly.